AUGGUGGACUCUGAACCUGCCAGCAUCAAUGAGGCUCUCAAGAAGAUGGUGUGGGUGAAUUCCAUGAAGGAAGAGUUUGAGGCCAUUGAAAGAAAGAAGACAUGGGAAUUGAUUGUUCUAUCUCAAAACAAGGAAACCAUCAGCAUGAGAUGGAUUUUCACUAUAAAGUUGAAGCCAAAUAGUUCAAUUGCUAAGUAUAAAGACAGAUUAGUAGCUAGAGGGUUCCUACAAAAGUAUGAUUUAUACUACUUUGAAGUGUUUGCAAUUGUAGCUAGAUAUGAAACCAUAAGGUUGGUUAUUGAUAUAGAUGCAAAUAGCAAUCGACCUCUGAUACAUUGA
This is a messenger RNA of Lathyrus oleraceus (garden pea), 339 nucleotides long. RefSeq lists its product as uncharacterized. The record is from RefSeq and is a predicted model, not a curated record. The transcript has a single exon. The coding region runs from base 1 to 339 and encodes 112 amino acids. NCBI's taxonomy places the organism in Eukaryota, Viridiplantae, Streptophyta, Magnoliopsida, Fabales, Fabaceae.